AUGUGGAUAGACUCACUAUGUAUCAUCCAAGACGACUUGAUUGACUGGGAGAUUGAGUCUGGCAAGAUGGCAGACAUCUACAAGAGCGCCCUUCUGACAAUCAUGGCCGCCUCCGCAUCAGACAGCCAGGGGGGUUUCUUUCCAGAUCGUGCUAUAAUCAAGAAAUUAGUAGCCUUGCCAUACACCGAUGCCAGUGGGACAACAGAACUUAGUGUCUUUGUUGGUAGAAGGCCCCCAAACUUCAGGACGGUCUUGUCCGCCGCCCCGCUAUUCCAGCGCGGCUGGGUUUUCCAGGAGCGACUUAUGUCGAAAAGGAAGUUGAUAUUCGGUGAAACCCAAACAUACUGGGAGUGCCAUGGCGUUGUCCUCUCUGAGUCGAAUAUCCAAAGUCAAGGCCCGCUUGAGAUUCGGCAGACGCAAAACGACGCGGCAUUUCAAGUCUUCACUGGCCCCAUACACAAGAUGAAUACCACAUCUGAUCCAAUAUCACCGGUUUUCUUGUGGAGAAAUGUGGUGUCGCAAUAUUCUCCAUGCGCCCUGACCUACGAAGCGGACAGACUUCCUGCUCUGAGCGGAAUUGCGCGAACAUUCGCACGACGGUUCGGCGGUUCUUAUGGCGCAGGAUUGUGGCAAGACCAAAUGCCCUACAACCUGUUGUGGUUUGCUUCCUACCAAGCAUCGAAAGAGACCUACAAAGGGGAGUACUGCGCCCCAUCAUGGUCUUGGGCAUCAAUAAGGGAUGGGGUGCACUUCGAUACACCUGGUGGCAUGUUAGAACUGGAGAUUCUAAGCAUAAAUAUAAAGCUCGCUGGCCAGGACCCAUAUGGUAGAGUAUGCCCCGGUAGUAGUAUGUGCGUUCGAGGUAGAUUGCGCAGUGGAACACUCGUCAGAAGAGAGGGGUAUGAACACAAAGUGUGGUUGUAUAGUGAACACGGACGUCUCGACAACAUGGGGUAUCUCGAUCGAUACGACGAGAAUCUGCCUCUCGAAGUUGUCUACUUAGAGGUCUCAUCUGGUCGUGUUCAGACACAUCGGGAUGCGACCUGUCUCUUACUACGCAGAAUAGGAGCAGACAAACAUUUUCGAAGGGUAGGUAUGGCUAAUCUUCAAACUGUUGUUCUCAACGAAGAUUACCUCUUCCAUGGCCUUGGGAAAGAAGCGAUCACAUUAGUUUGA
Molecule: messenger RNA, 1176 nt
Organism: Alternaria arborescens
Lineage: Eukaryota; Fungi; Ascomycota; Dothideomycetes; Pleosporales; Pleosporaceae
Exons: 1
Coding region: 1-1176 (391 amino acids)
Source: RefSeq, a predicted model, not a curated record